This is a messenger RNA of Cyprinodon tularosa, 1385 nucleotides long. RefSeq names its product platelet-activating factor acetylhydrolase 1b, catalytic subunit 2 (gene pafah1b2). The transcript has 7 exons. NCBI's taxonomy places the organism in Eukaryota, Metazoa, Chordata, Actinopteri, Cyprinodontiformes, Cyprinodontidae. The record is from RefSeq and is a predicted model, not a curated record. Bases 257 to 946 code for a protein of 229 amino acids.
AUGCCGUAAAGUGUAGCAUAGAGGCGCAAGUGGCGUGGAAACAUCUCGACGGGAAACUAGACUCGGUACCAGCGCUCCGUGCGGAGUUUUCCCUCUCUCUGCCUUCAGGGCUGACCUCUCCAAUCCCCCCGGUGUUUAUCUAGCUCUGGCGGCCUCAGCUGAAGAAGCAGAGAGGUAGCCGCCUGUCAGCGUCAGCGUUAAUCCGCGGCCUGGUGUUCUGUUGGACCUACCGACCAGAAGCGGGGUCUCCUGCAAGAUGAGUGGAGAUGAGCUGAACCCAGCAGCGGUGCCUCAGCAGGUGGAGGAUCUACAUGGAGAUGGACGCUGGAUGUCACAGCAUGUCAGGUUUGUGCAGGAGUGCAAAGAUGGAGAACCAGAGGUUCUUUUUGUUGGCGACUCCAUGGUGCAGCUAAUGCAGCAGUAUGAGAUCUGGGGGGAGAUGUUCUCUCCUCUGCAUGCGCUGAACUUUGGCCUCGCUGGGGACACCACCUGUAACGUUCUUUGGAGGCUGCAGAACGGAGAGCUGGAGAACAUCUGGCCAAAGGUGGUGGUUCUGUGGGUAGGAACCAACAACCAUCAGCACACAGCAGAGCAGGUUGCAGAGGGAAUUGUUGCCAUUGCUCAGCUGCUCACUAACCGCCUUCCCAAAGCAAAGAUUGUUGUACUGGGUUUGUUACCUCGAGGGGAGCGGCCCAACCCGCUGAGGGAGAAGAACGCCGCCGUCAACAGGCUCCUGAGCUCCAGGCUCCCACGGCUGGGCCAGGUUCUGUUCCUGGACGUGAGCAAAGAGUUUGUCCACUCUGAUGGAACCAUCAGCUCACAGGACAUGUUUGACUACCUCCACCUGACGCUGGCAGGUUACCGCACCCUGGCUAAGCCUCUCAGCGACCUGCUGCUCCAGAUCCUGGAGGAGACGCCUGAGGAGAGAAGGGCAUCGCUGGUUUAGGGGCCAAAGGACAGAGUUUGACCUUUGGCCGUGUUUGGAUGUCGGUAACCAUGAGCAACGCUGAAGUAAAGUCUCUGCCAUCAUCUGGAGCCUGCAGACCUUCUUUCAGUUUAAACACUUUAGUUUGUUUCCAAGUGUCUAAAGACAACCACAGAGUAUCAGAGCAUUACCAAAACUAUUUUAAUUACAAGAAUAAAAUCAUAAUGUUACCAGAAUAAUAAUAAAAGCCUCUGCCUGAGCUCAGAUUACAGAAAAUUAGAAUAUCUCUUUAAUGUCAUAGUUCUACCAAUUUACUGUCUUAUCACAACUUCAUUCAUGAACGUCUUCUAGAAAACUUCACAUCCAGUUGCCUAAGCUGAACUUUUCAAGCUUAAUUCUCACUGACUGACUUUAUUUCUGUGAUGUUACUGAUUUAUUUUCACAACAUUCAGACUUUAUU